UGACUCUCCUUAGCUUCCAUCUUACACCUUAUAAGAGCAAACGACCAAAGCAAUUCUAACAAGCUGACAAAAUAAAAGAGCUUUCCAAAAUUUCCAAUUCCAAAAUCUUUCCAAUGGCCAUGGAUGAUCAUUCAAGAGUCCAAAGCCCAUUUGGUAUUAUUCGAGAAACUCAUGAAGUGACUGUGGUCAUGGUUCCCCUUCCAGCACAGGGCCAUCUCAACCAGCUCCUCCAUCUCUCCCGCCUCAUCUCCUCCUAUGAUAUACCUGUUCACUAUGUUGGCACGGCCUCUCACAACCGCCAGGCAAAGGUUCGCGUCCACGGUUGGGAUCCUCUUGCCAUUUCCAACAUCCAUUUCCACGAAUUUUCCAUCCCUUCUUAUGAAACUCCUCCUCCGGAUCCAAACGCCCCAACAAAAUAUCCCAUACAACUCAUCCCAGCGUUCAAUGCAUCGAUCAAACUCCGUGAGCCAGUUUACGCACUUCUGCAACAACUUUCUGGAACAACAAGAAGAUUGGUAGUUAUUUAUGACUUUCUGAUGCCAUAUGUCAUCCAGGAUGUGCGUUUAAUCCCGAACGCAGAGUCCUACUGCUUUCCAACCUCCUCAGCCUUCGCUAUAUACUCGUUUGUUUGGGAACAAGAAGGGAAACCUGAACUAUCCCAGCCCGAACUACUCGAACCACUCGAAGAUCUUCCAACAUGGGAAAGUUGCUUCCCCCAAGAGCUGACUGACUUCGUAAAAUUUCAAAAUGAUUUUAAGCCAAUUAGCUCUGGCUACCUGUUCAACAGCUGUAGAGCUAUAGAGGGUCCAUACCUUGACCUCCAUGUUAAAUCCAAAAUAACCGAUUCAGACAAGCAAUGGGCUAUUGGACCCUUCAAUCCAGUUGAGAUGAAUGGGCAGAAAAACUCGGAAAAGAGACACUAUUGCCUGGAUUGGCUGGACAAACAAGAGCCAGAUUCGGUCAUUUUCAUUUCUUUUGGUUCAACAACUUCGGUGUCUGAUGAAGAAGCCAAGGAGAUUGCAACUGGAUUAGAUAAAAGUGGGCAAAAUUUCAUAUGGGUACUGAGGGAUGCAGAUAAAGGAGACGUCUUCCAGGGAGAAGAUAGGAGAGCUCAGCUGCCAGAAGGAUUUGAAGAGAGAAUUGAAGGAAGGGGAAUUGUUGUGAGCGAUUGGGCGCCCCAACUGGAGAUUCUUGGACAUUCAUCAACAGGUGGAUUCAUGAGUCAUUGCGGAUGGAACUCGUGCAUAGAAAGCAUUAGCAUGGGAGUACCCGUGGCAGCAUGGCCUAUGCAUUCUGACCAGCCCACAAACGCGAUACUACUGGAAAAGGUGCUCAAGAUUGGUCUAAUAAUAAGGGAUUGGUCGAAGCAGAAUGAACUUGUGACAUCCAUAACUGUUGAAAAUGCUGUAAGAAGAUUGAUGGAUUCAGCUGAAGGAGAAGAGAUGAGGCAAAGAGCCAGAGAAUUGAGCAAAGCUGUCAAGGGUUCUGUUAUGGAAGGUGGUGUUAGUCGCUUGGAGAUGGAUUCUUUCAUUUCUCACAUUCGUAGGUAGACUUUCAGCUCAUCCAAAUCCUUAUGCUCUUUAAUCUGCAGGAAUUCUGAGUAAUAAAAUUGUAACUUAUUAAGUUCAAUCAAUUGCAAUGAGAUUUUCAUUAUACUGCUGCUGAUCAGCUU
This is a messenger RNA of Coffea eugenioides, 1672 nucleotides long. RefSeq names its product zeatin O-xylosyltransferase-like. Gene Ontology annotation, molecular function: UDP-glycosyltransferase activity. The transcript has a single exon. The coding region runs from base 114 to 1550 and encodes 478 amino acids. Lineage: Eukaryota; Viridiplantae; Streptophyta; Magnoliopsida; Gentianales; Rubiaceae. The record is from RefSeq and is a predicted model, not a curated record.